Molecule: messenger RNA, 3652 nt
Organism: Dermacentor silvarum
Lineage: Eukaryota; Metazoa; Arthropoda; Arachnida; Ixodida; Ixodidae
Gene: eca
Product: transmembrane emp24 domain-containing protein eca-like
Exons: 4
Coding region: 92-748 (218 amino acids)
Biological process (GO): endoplasmic reticulum to Golgi vesicle-mediated transport; Golgi organization; intracellular protein transport
Cellular component (GO): endoplasmic reticulum-Golgi intermediate compartment; Golgi apparatus; COPII-coated ER to Golgi transport vesicle
Source: RefSeq, a predicted model, not a curated record
CCUGUGUGUCAAACGUGGCGACCGGUUUGUUGGUUAUCUAACGUGUACUACGGUCCGCAUCACUUCAUAGGGCCGUUGUAUCGUCUGAACGAUGUUUUCCACCAAGUAUUACGCUGUCUUGUGUUUAAUUUUGUCGUUCAUCCAUUAUUCAGUAGGUCUUUACUUUCAUAUAUCUGAAACGGAACGAAAAUGCUUCAUUGAAGAAGUGCCGGAGGAAACACUUGUCGUUGGAAACUACAAGUGUCAACUGCACGAUCCGAAGACCGGCGGUUUCAUGCAAUCCAGUCCCGGGAUUGGUAUGCACGUGGAGAUUCGGGAUCCUGAUGACAAGACCAUUUUGUCGAAGGUGUACAGCUCUGAAGGCCGCUUUAGUUUCACCUCACAUUCGCCUGGUGAACACGUAAUUUGCCUCUACUCCAAUUCUUCUAGCUGGUUCAGCGGGAGCCAACUGAGGGUCCACCUUGAUAUACAAGUUGGUGAGCAUGCUGUCGACUAUGGCAGUGUGGCGCGGAAGGAGAAGCUUACAGAACUACAACUGCGUGUACGGCAGCUGUUGGACCAGGUUGACCAGAUCACGAAAGAGCAGAAUUACCAAAGGUUUCGUGAAGAACGCUUCCGACAGACAAGCGAGAGCACUAACUCCAGGGUCCUGUGGUGGUCAGCUGGACAGACGGUCAUCCUGCUGCUCAUGGGAUUCUGGCAGAUGAGACACCUGAAGAGCUUUUUCGAAGCCAAGAAGCUUGUGUAAAACUGGACGCUGUGUGCACCCCGGAGUGACAUCCCUCCACGCAUGAAAUGCUUUCCCUUAAUUUGGUGUCUCAUGGACCUUUUAGCUGUACAUCUGAUGGUAUUUUAGCAUUGGCAGCCCCUUGUGUUCCUUCAAAAAAACUAUAAAGGUCUGGAAAGCAUUUUAACAUUCUGAUGACACCAUUUGCAAUAAAUGUUCUUCUAAGGCAGGGAAAAAAAACUGCUGAAGACUUGCAUAUUUGCGGUUGCCACUGUUGCCUUUUGCUAUCCGGCUUAGGCAAAUGAAGGUGUUUCACAGAUGUCAGACCGGAAACUCUGUAGUGUUUUGUUUUGCUAUUCAAGAUCUUUGAUGUCCUAAAACAAGUCUUUCACGUUGAUGAAAAAGUGGACAAAAAUGACACCACUAUAUUGUAUCGACCCAAGUUGCUUGUAUGGCUUUGCUGCACAUUAUGCAUUUUCUGUUUUGUCAGGGGAACCUUUUCAUGUAUGCAGUGAAAUUUGCGUGAUGCUGCGACUGUCACUAUUUCGCUUGCAUCAAACGCUAUAGUAUCGUUUAUGAGUUUGCAAUGUAAAGCUGGAGGAGCUGAGCUGUACUAGAUGCCUCUAGUAGGCUUCUAUGGUGUGCAGAAAUAAAAAGAGCACGAGAUAAUUGUCAUUUGACUGGCGCUGGUUAAGUAAAUCGAAAUACAGUUCAUGCCCGUUACAAUGGAUUCGCAUGUAACACUUAUUCACUAAGUUUAGUCUGCCUAUAUUACUAAUGCAACAACAAAUUUAGUUAAUGACAGACCUGGCUGUAAUAGAUUAUCGGCUUCAGUGGACUAAAUUUUGGGCAAUUAUCUAGAUAAGGCAUAUACAACAUACUUUGCUGUGGCAAUGCAUGUGUGCGGCGGUGCACUGCAUACUACUUUUUCGGCCACUUGCAAAAAGUGCAAAAAUAUACUUUUUCUUAAGGAACUGCCACACUAGCCACUUCUCACAAUGGCAUGCUGUGCGACACCCCAUCAGCUAGGAGUUUUAGGAAAGAUCACACAUACAGCUCACCGCCACCCACCGCUGUUGACUCUGCUGAACAGGGUCCGAGGGUGCUGCUUCAAAGCGAGUUACCCAUUAUUCACAUAGUUUUUUUUUCCUCCCCCCCCCUUCCCCCGUGGAAAUUAUACAGGCGCGUUUCUGCCAUCACUAUCAUUCUGUCCUGUUAUCAAUGGCGCAUGCAGGGGCCACGUGGCAAAGGUUAGAGGGCCUCAAGAAACGCGCAGUGUGUUUGGCUACAAAAACAGUAAAGCCAGCUGGAUGCAUCGUAACGCUCCACUCACUUGGCUCUGCCAAAGCUGGGGCAGCAUUCUGCCUUCCACUGUUGGAAUGAGCAUUGUACACACAAACACUAGUGUUCCUGCUGAUCAGCACUCCAAUGUGCAUACAGUGGUCUGAGUAGAAUAUACAGUAAACUUCAAGCUACAAACGCAGAUGGCUUUCUUUGUCUCGUCUUAUGCACCAUCGAGCUGUGAUGCCAGCAACGCUGCUGGCGGCAUGCCUUGUCUAAAGCCCCAUCCAUACUGCUCUCGUCUGCCGCCUAGGCUAAGUAGCGCCAACCUGCUCUCUGACCAGCGAAAGUGGAAAUGCCGCCAAAUAUAUUUCUGGUGACCUUUCCACUGUGCCCAUGGCCACUCCGCUUUCUGCGAUUGUACCGCCGGUGGUAUGCCCAUAAUCUGAAGAAUGGUUGUGAAUUUGCUUCUGUGAAGCUUUGUUGUGCCCUGAUGCCGCCCGAGAAACACUGAUGAGUAAGGAUGUUACUUGUUCGUGUGUUCUCGGCGAGUACAGAAACAUGGAAGGCCAUGACGAAAGGAAGCUGCGCAGAAACUUCCUUCCGAAAGCAGCAUAUCUGACACCAAGCGGCAGUGGUUCCUCAAAGGGUAGCGCUACCAAAGUGCAGCUAAGAAAGCGGCAGUAGACAUGAUGAAGGGGCUUAAGCCUCAUCACACCAGCAUUGCGAGAUGCCAGGAUGCUGCUUUAGGACACCGUAUAAGGAGCUUCAGUACAAUGCUAAGCCUUGGUAUCGCUUUAAGUUGUUCACUCUUUAGUUGAAACGGCCUAUUUUUAAAAUUAAAUUUUCUUCGGGUUUUUUUUGUUUGCGGUGGCCUCCAGGCUCCAAUAAACGAACACUAGACAGUGGUAUAUGUGAAGUGCUGCCAUUUCACAACGUUGUGGAAUUAGUUUUGUAUAGAACGGACUUUGGAUGUAACACCCUUUUUGCUGCAUUAUUUUGGUCUGUUGUAAUGGGUGUAGGCUGUAUUAGUUAUUGUGGUUGUUUACUGCACAGGGGAUGUUUUUAAAUUUUUUGUGUUGUCACUAGCUUGGAAAAAUCACUGUGAUGUAUAGCCAAGAACAUGUGUGAAAGUUCGAAUCUUGCUGUCCAGUGCUGCUUUCUACAGUGUGAAGAGAAAUGUGAUGGCGAGAAAGUGCUGGAAAUUUGAAUUUGUGGCCUUCGUUGAGCUUUGUGGGUAGGCGAAUACUUGUUCAAUUUGCUCAUGCUAAUUGUGUGCACGUAAAUGCUGUUUACCAGGUCAUGCCAGAUGCUGCUUUGAGUCAUUGUUGAACUCUUUAAUUAAGGGAGCUGCAUCAACACACAACUUAUGAGUUAAGCUUUGACAUUGUCAUCAACUCUGUAUGCUGUUAACUCACCUGGUAUUCUCAUUACAUAGCUGUAAGCUGCUUUGUACCAUUGCUCUUUGAAGUGUGACAGUGGGGUGAGGAUUUUGAGUUGAUUGUGCAGCACAUGUUUCGGAGCUCUGCAGAUGUUUUUCACAAAUCUUAGCAAAGGCAGAAACUGACUGCUGCCCUGUUCUAGUUUAUUUCUGUGUACACUGCAGUCAAUUGAUUUUGUAAUAAAAUGGUCUCUAUAAAUGUG